UUCAAAAGUAUAUCAGUACGUGAGUCGAAGCAAAUAUUUACACAACAACCAAACAUGAUCUACCGCAGUAAACUUUUGGUGGCAUUCAACUUGAUUUUGCCAGUUCUACUUGGGCAAAUUUCAAUCUUGAGAGGAAGCGAUGUAGAAACAAAGGAAAGAAACCAAUCCAUGUCUGAUGAUGAUAUCUGUACUCUUUACGAUUACUCCCUUGUACUUGAUCAAUGCCUAUUUCGAAAAAAUUAUAAACCAUUAAUAGUAACUAUAGCACGUAAAUUUACUGAUGGAAUAAACAGAGUUAGAAAUAUAUCUCAGAGUAAAAGAAUAUUAUACGAUAAUGAAAUUACCAACAAACAUUGGAGUAAGAUGCAUAAUAUGAUAACGGAAAAUUUUUAUCUAUAUGAAGCUCACAAUGUAUACUACUUUGUUUAUCCAGUAAACAUUCUAGAUAAUUCUUUCACUAUAUACUGUCAAAAAAUGCUGUUAGGCGAUCAGUUAGGUGUAACGUUUGAUUUUGUUAACGUAAGAAAAGAGAAUCCAUUUUUUGAAGAUAUUUUAGUUCCUCUAAAACCAAGUUGCUCCAACUGCCCUCUAGUAGAAUAUGUUAACAAAAAACUAAAAACAGGUGAAAGUUUCUCGGAAUUAUUUGCAUUAAGAGAACAAUUGUUUAGAGAAAAAACAAAGUACACUUCCCUAAAAGCAUUCGACAAUGAUUUCGCUUGCAAUUCGAUUGGAUUUAACAUUAAUUCUGAGAGCGAAAGUUUUUUAAUGCAUUUUAACACAUUACUGCAACAAAUUCAAAACAAAAAUGUUGAUCAAGAUAAAAAGACAAGUAUUUCUGAAAGAAGUCUAAAGUGUUUCAAGUCAAGAAAUCUGGUUGUUACAAAAAAAUUUUUUUACGAUAAUAUUAACAAGCAGAAUAUAAAAGACCCGUUUACUAGAAUUAAUUAUUUAAACUGGAUUAAUGAAACUGUAUUUUCACUCAAUGUGAACGAUACCUCAUUUGGCAACAUUUGUAAAAAUGAACACAAAAUAUAUGUAUUAAAAUUAUUUUGUUUUAUAAAAGAUAUAUCAAGUAUGACAUCUUACAACAUACCAGGGUGGAUAGAUACUCUACGACAACUUGUCACUUCAUCAUUAAGCAAACAACUGACGUGGUUCAAUAUUUUGAUGUCUUUGUAUCAAAAUGAGUAUUUAAUGGAAAGUGAUUUAAUUUCAUUGCGACUUGAAAAUUUGAAAAAUGAAAUACAAAACGAAAGCGGGGAUUGGAUGAUUGUGAUGACUACUGCUUACAACUUGAUUUCAAAUUUAAUGAAAGUUUGGAAUUGAUCUUACCAUAGGAAAUGGACAUUUUUAAAAAUGGAGUAUAUCGCCACCAUUUUGAAGUAAAAAUGAAAAAAAUUUGUGCAUGUUCUUAAAUAAAUUAUUUGUCACGUGUAAAAGGAAUUUUAUAAAUAAAU
Leptopilina heterotoma is the source of this 1457-nucleotide messenger RNA. RefSeq lists its product as uncharacterized. NCBI's taxonomy places the organism in Eukaryota, Metazoa, Arthropoda, Insecta, Hymenoptera, Figitidae. The transcript is spliced from 3 exons. Bases 55 to 1326 code for a protein of 423 amino acids. The record is from RefSeq and is a predicted model, not a curated record.